UACCGCAUUUUGUCAAAAGUCAAACAAAUUCGCUUUAAUAUUUCCUUAAUAUUUUUAUAUUUCAACGAAAAAGUGGCAUUAAAUUCGUUAUUAAAUAUGUCUUAUUUAAAGGAACCCGAAUUAGUGGCGAAAAUUCAAACUUACUUUGGGGUUAUCACCAACCCCGAGAAGAGUCCAGACAACAGUGAUAGUAGUGAAUCAAGUGGAAAAAAGUAUGUGAUAGCUAAUAAGUUUUGGUACUAUUUAUUUGUUUUUGGAACCGCGCUUGGCGAUGAAACGUUUUAUUCAAGUUUCAUUCCGUUUUGGUUCUGGAACAUUGAUGGUGCUGUAGGGAGAAGGGUUGUUUUAAUUUGGACCAUCGUGAUGUAUAUAGGUCAAGCUAUUAAAGAUAUUCUGCGCUGGCCUAGACCAGGUCCCCCUGUCGUCCGACUACAAAGUAAAUGGUCGCUGGAAUAUGGAAUGCCUUCCACCCAUGCGAUGGUAGCCGUCGCGUUCCCGUUUUCGUUUCUUCUGUGUACCGUAAAUCGCUACCAGUACAACAUUCCACUGGGGUUGGUUAUUGCAAUAAUAUGGUGCUCUGUUAUUUGUUUAAGUCGACUCUACUUGGGCAUGCACUCAGUUUUGGACAUCAUCGUUGGAUUGGCGUUGGCUAUAGGCAUCAUGACCCCACUCGUGCCCGUCGUCGACUACUUGGACAAUUAUUUACUAACCGACCCCACUUCUCCCUUCUUGCUAUUGGUUGCAUCAAUCCUCAUGAUUGUGUACUACCCAAAUAGCGGUAAAUGGACACCAACAAGAGGUGAUACAGCGAUGAUCCUUUCCGUCUGCGUCGGAAUCCACGUCGGAGCAUGGCUGAACUACCAACUCGGAAUAAUGACGUCUUCAGACUUAACACCGCCUUAUGCAAUAAUGUGGCCUUCGUAUACCAUGUUAGGUUGUACGAUUUUACGUACGAUAAUCGGUUUCGCGUUAGUGUUACUCACGAGAGCAAUAUCGAAAAGCGCGUCCUACAACUUCAUUUGUGCUUUAUUGAGAGAGGACGCCGACGUUUUGAAAAAAUCGGUCAAUUCGUUAAGCAAUAAACACAAGACGAUUGUCGAAUUGGGGUGCAAAUAUAUCACUUGUGGCAUGAUCGGCUUCAACGCCCUCUAUCUCAUUCCGCAGCUUUUUAGAUAUUUGAAAAUUGAAAGACCGACGUUUUUCACGGAGAUUUGAUAGUGGCUGUUGAUGUGUAGUUAUUUUCAUAGCGGUGAUUUUUUGAUCUUGAUUUAAUAGUAGUGAAUUAAUUCAAUCAAAUUGUUAAUUUAUUGUUUCGUUUCGUGGCUUUAAAAGCAAUAAAUAGUGUUCGUUUUACUGCUCAUCAUGUAGAUCUGAUUAUCGGAAUCUCGGGAUAUUUGCAUGCUAUGUCGCUUUAGAAUAAAGUACAGCGAGAUUGUUUUUUUUUUGUUUAAUGAGUACUUUUUUCUAAAGAGAGACAAUCUACACUACACUUUUAAGUACAUAUCAGUCAAUGCAUUUACACAAACUUUUUCAAGUAUUCGCUGAAUUUAUGCUCAAACUAUACGAUAAUAAAACAUAGUGUUCGUAGUGCGGCAAAUCAAGAAAGCUUGUGAUAACUGAAAUUUAAACAACAAUUCAGAUGCCAUAGUCAUAAUCAAUUUUUUAUAUUGUAACUGAAUUUAUAUACAUUUAAGUAACCACUGUAUUCCUUAUAAAUUUAAGUGAGAUUUAGCCUCCAACCAGGGGCAUUGUUACCGUUAAAAUCUAAAACAAAAUAUAAAUAUUGAGAAACGA
Messenger RNA from Zophobas morio, 1794 nucleotides. Its product is annotated as sphingosine-1-phosphate phosphatase 2-like. Lineage: Eukaryota; Metazoa; Arthropoda; Insecta; Coleoptera; Tenebrionidae. The record is from RefSeq and is a predicted model, not a curated record. Gene Ontology annotation, cellular component: endoplasmic reticulum membrane. The transcript is spliced from 4 exons. Gene Ontology annotation, molecular function: sphingosine-1-phosphate phosphatase activity. Bases 97 to 1215 code for a protein of 372 amino acids. Gene Ontology annotation, biological process: sphingosine metabolic process.